Adineta ricciae is the source of this 978-nucleotide messenger RNA. The record is from the annotation of a GenBank genome assembly. Lineage: Eukaryota; Metazoa; Rotifera; Eurotatoria; Adinetida; Adinetidae.
AUGACCGGACAGACACUUUUGGAAGACUUACCAGUAGAAGUUUGGUUCACCAUUUUCUCGUAUCUAAAUGCUCGUGAACAAUUCCAUAGUUUUUUCAAUUUGAAAUCAAAUAUUAAUCAACUACUGUCCAAUUAUUACCAUCGGAUAAACUUGAAGUUCAAAGAUAAAGAUAGUGAAUGUGUUCUCGAACAUGUUUUACGUUGCUCUCCGCAGUCGAAUUGUAUCUCAAGUCUUCGAUUGGAUAAUAUCAACAAGAUGAACAUCUUUCACGAUAUUAAUUGUUUACAUUUUCCGAAUCUUCGUUCAUUGACACUCUGCAAUUUACAUGUUACGAAUGAUAUUUUGAAUCUACUUAGAUAUUAUGCACUGUCUUUAGAAUAUCUCAACGUGAGCUCUUUUGUUUCAAGUAAAUGGGUUGAACUUCUUGAUCUCAUCAUUUCGUUUUCGAAAUUACAAACGUGUUAUUUGAAUCUGAAUAUGAUCUUAUGUCCUUUUCGAACAGAAUUGAGAAGUCCGCUGAAACAUUUAAUAUUUCCUGGUGCCAAUCGAGUUUGUCAGAAGACGAAUUUGGUGAGUUUUCUCGAAUAUUUUCCUUCUUUGGAAUCACUACAUGUCGGAUGCCGUAAGAUUAUUAACAACGAUGCAACAUAUGAGCCUGUGUCAGUGUCGAAUCUGUCUUUGCAACUAAGUUAUUUACCGGAAUCGUUUAACGAAUUUAUGUCAUUUAUGUUAGCAAUAGCAUCGCACGUGAAAAAACUUCAAAUUAAAUGUUGUCAUUCGGUGUCAAAUAUUUUGUAUGUGAAAGUGUUUCACUGGAUGAGAUUACUCGAUUCGUUGGAUAGUUUGAACGAGCUAAUACUGAUUAUAACACCGGGCAAGAAUGUAACGAAGAAAAAUUGGAAAAGACGAUGUGAUGAAUUAAUGGAAUUGACAAAGAUGCGGAAUAUUCACUUACAAGUCAUUUCUGUAAAGAACUAA